CAGCAGAGGAGAAACAUGCCGGCCAAGCUUGGAUACUGGAAGAUUCGAGGCCUCGCCCAAAGCAUCCGGCUGCUCCUCGAGUACACGGGCGAGUACGAGGAGCGGCUGUACACGGAGGGCCCCACCGAGUGGCUCAGCGAGAAGGAGAACCUCGGCCUCGACUUCCCCAAUCUCCCCUACUACAUCGAGGACGACCUCAAGCUGAGUCAGAGCAUGGCCAUCCUCAAGCACGUCGGCCGCAAGCAUGGCCUGUGCGGAACGACCGAUGCUGAGCGAACCAACAUCGAUAUGUUGGCUCAUGUGGCCGACGACAUCAGGCUCCACUACAGUCUCUUCGUCUAUCAGAAUUAUAAAACCCAGAAGAUCGAGUACACGAGGCGAAUGCACGUCACUGGAAAUAGAUUAUCACAGUAUUUGGGCAACAAGAAGUGGUUUAUGGGCGACACCAUCACUGUCGUUGACUUCCUGAUGUACGAACUGCUGGACAUACACCUGAAAGUGAAAGACGAUUGGCUUAAGGACUUCAGCAACCUUCAGGAGUUCCACAAGCGCUUCGAGGCCCUGCCAGCCAUCCAGGAGUACAUGGCAUCUCCUCGCUUCAUUCCUGCGCCACUCAACGGGCCUUCGGCACAAUUUGACAUCGUGUAGAGCGUCGUGCAUUUUUUUAAAAGAUAGAACAAAUAGGGGAUAGUAAUUAAAAUUCUCUCUCUCUCUCUCUCUCUCUCUCUCUCUCUCUCUCUCUCUCUCUCUCUCUCUCUCUCUCUCUCUCUCUCUCUCUCUCUCUCUCUCU
This is a messenger RNA of Penaeus vannamei (Pacific white shrimp), 790 nucleotides long. Lineage: Eukaryota; Metazoa; Arthropoda; Malacostraca; Decapoda; Penaeidae. The record is from RefSeq and is a predicted model, not a curated record.